Labrus mixtus (cuckoo wrasse) is the source of this 1942-nucleotide messenger RNA. RefSeq names its product calponin-3-like. The coding region runs from base 220 to 1209 and encodes 329 amino acids. The record is from RefSeq and is a predicted model, not a curated record. Lineage: Eukaryota; Metazoa; Chordata; Actinopteri; Labriformes; Labridae. Gene Ontology annotation, molecular function: actin binding. Gene Ontology annotation, biological process: actomyosin structure organization. The transcript has 7 exons.
UGCAAUCUGUGCUUGUCCCACAGAAAGUAGACUCGCUGGUACUGUUACUGUGAACCAUCACGGAAUAUUUUCUCUUGGGCUGGACGUUGAAGGAGCAGAAGCAACCACUGUCUGGAAGGACGUUUCUGCCGCAGCAUCCUGAUACACUUUAACCGAGGAUAUUUAUUUGGAGUUUAUCAUCAACAACAACAACAACAACAACAACAACAGAACAAGAAGAUGACACAUUUUAACAAGGGGCCAGCCUACGGAUUGUCUGCUGAAGUGAGAAGCAAAAUUGCUCAGAAAUAUGACCCACUAAAGGAAGAAGAGCUACGCUUUUGGAUUGAGGAGGUAACAGGAAUGUCUAUUGGAGAGACCUUUCAGAAAGGCUUAAAGGAUGGAGUCAUCCUCUGCGAACUGAUUAAUAAGCUGCAACCUGGUUCUGUGAGGAAAAUCAACCUUUCUCAGCUUAACUGGCACAAGCUGGAAAACCUUGGGAAUUUCAUCAAAGCUAUUCUGAACUAUGGCCUAAAGCCCAAUGACAUCUUUGAGGCCAAUGACCUGUUUGAAAAUGGGAACAUGACUCAGGUCCAGACCACAUUGCUUGCACUGGCCAGUAUGGCAAAGACAAAGGGUAUGGACACAAAGAUCGAUAUUGGGGUGAAAUACGCAGACAAACAAGCUCGGCAUUUUGACACUGAGAAGAUCAAGGCUGGACAGUGUGUCAUUGGACUGCAGAUGGGAACAAACAAGUGUGCGAGUCAGGCUGGAAUGACGGCUUAUGGAACCCGAAGACAUCUAUAUGAUCCAAAGACUCAGACUGACAAACCGUACGACCAGACCACCAUCAGCCUGCAGAUGGGAACUAACAAAGGAGCCAGUCAGGCGGGCAUGUCAGCCCCUGGUACCCGCAGGGACAUCUUUGACCAAAAGGUGGCCCAGCAGCCUCUGGACAAUUCCACCAUCUCCCUCCAAAUGGGUACGAACAAGGUGGCAUCUCAGACAGGCAUGAGCGUGUACGGCCUGGGUCGUCAGGUCUAUGACCCCAAGUAUUGUGCCCCCCCAACAGAGCCAGUCAUCCACACAAAUGGCAGCCAGGGCACUGGCACCAAUGGGUCAGAGAUCAGCGAUAGUGACUAUCAAGCUGAAUUCCAGGAGGAUGAGUUCCACAGAGGUUUCCAUGAUGACUACAGCUCCAAUUACAAUGACCAGGGCAUUGACUAUUAGUAAAAACCACUCAGAACAAAGUGUAUAUCAUCAAAUACAGAAAUGAGCAAGAGUUUUGCUAUCCUUAGUAGUCUUGCAGCAUAAAAUGUUACCAUGAGUGCUUUCUUUUUCCACUUUUACUCUUUGAUCUGAACAAGAAAGGUAUCAAGAAGUUGUAGUAACAUAGAAUGUUGAGAUACAGGCUUUCAGCAAAAGUGCCUUUAAGCUCAAUAGUAUUCUUUUAAUAUUCAUUUUAGUACCCUUUUUUUAUGUCUUAAAAAUUGAACAUGAAAUAAGUGAUGACUUUCCGCUUGAUGGCAUAGCAUCAGGUGUAAUUGCAGUAUUCCAGUGUGUAUUCCUGGAGCAAAACUCUGCUAGUGUUCAAUGUGAAAGGAAUUCCAAUGUGUAGUCCUCAGGCAUAGGCUUAUGUUAAAUUUGCCUAUCCCCUGUCUUUGUUGUUCCCAUAUACAUACCCCAACUCCCAGCUGGUGAUGCUGGUUUACCUAUUUUUUACAGUUGUUCUCUAGAUGGCUUUUUUUUUUCUAAUAAUGAUGUAGAGGACCAAUCCUCAAUGAACUGUAUUUGACAGCUUUCCUUGUUCCAUCACUUGACGUAAAUGUUCACAUUUUUUCCCCCUCAUAUUCCAAAACUGUAUUUAUUACAAUGACACUCAUUGUAAAACAGUUCACUGUUAUAUGGUUUGUAUAGAAAAUGGAAUGUUAUAAAUAAAGCCUUUAAUUCUUCAAUUUUGGAA